Periconia digitata is the source of this 2839-nucleotide messenger RNA. The record is from the annotation of a GenBank genome assembly. NCBI's taxonomy places the organism in Eukaryota, Fungi, Ascomycota, Dothideomycetes, Pleosporales, Periconiaceae.
AUGGGAUGUACUCCGCGAUCAGUUGGACGUGCCAUUGACGGUCUCCCUUUACAAUCUCGAGGAUUGAAUAUAUGCAUCAAACCACCUAGGCUGUCUAGAGUUCUUUCUGUUUCUGCCUGGUUCGACACGUGGCUGUCGGGGCGCGUGCGUCCGUCCGUCCGUCCGUCUAUCACGACAACAACGCCGGCUGUCUUCGUCUUUCCUCCCCCACACAGCCAACAAGGCCCUAACAUGGUGACAGGACGCAACAAAGAGCACAAGCUGUACGACGCCGUGCUUGAACAGUGUACCCAAGGCAUCCAGCAAUUCUCGAUUACAAGCCCCAAAAAGCGACGAGUCACGUCACAAUCCCACAUUCCCGCCCAAAAUCCCCCCGCCACCUCUGGGGACGACGACGACGACAAGGAAAACACCAUUCACGGGUCUCGCCGUCUCAUUGCUACUCCCGUUGGCGCUGCUGAUCUCCGUCCUCAGCCACUUCGUCCGUCCGUCACCAUGAGGGCAUCUCGAUACGCCCCCCAGCAUGGCGCUUCGCCUUAUGCGGCUCCGGGCAACACGCCUCUCCGUGCCAACCCGCCAACUGGCUCUGGCCCUCCUCGCGGCGGAGACGCCAAUCUUCGAGGCAGCCAGAAUAUGACGCCUCAGCCUACUCAGCAUCCCGUCUCUAACAUGAGCCUCAAGAAGCGCGCCGUGCGCGUCGUCGGUGCCCCCGUUGCCGCCGCGUCUGCCGCCACCUCUACUAUUUCGGCCGCUGGCCCAGCCACUCCGGCUUCUUCUGCUUCAGGUGCUGUCCAGCAGGUGAUUCCCAAGGUCCAAGACGGCUUCCAAGACGGCUCCCCUGCUCUUGUCUCCCAGCCUGCCACUACGGCUACUUCUGUCCACAAGCGCGACGAUAGCGGAGACGAGUUGGACAAACUGUUUGCUCGUGUCAUGUCCCAGGCGGCCACCUCCUCUUCAACUCCGUCCGCUGGUCGUGUCUCUUCUACCCCGCAGCGUAGACCUCAGACACCUUCCCCAGCCCCAGCCCAGGUGCUUGGGGACUUCACGAAUGGACGUAACCCACAGGUCAAGACAGCAGAGGCAAAGGCUUCAGUCCGCGAGAAGGAGGCAGCAGUCCCCUUGCAAUCUCACAAGCCCAAGCUCAACGCUGACAGCCAUCUUCUCGAUGUGCAGCCUCAAGACUCCAAUGCAAGCAAGUUUCCUUCAGUCCAGGCCGAGCAAUCCAAGUCAGGAGAGGGUCUAGCAAUAAACGAGAAGGAGCAUCUCUACUUGUCCAAGGCCGCAGAGUAUCUCGACGCUCUACCAACCGGCAGCCAGACUCCAUCUGCCGAUCUCGUCAAGAAGGUCUCUGGCAAGUUGGCUGUUUCCUAUACGCCUGGUGUUCACCUCGGACAGGAAGAUUUGGAUGCACUCAAAGGUCGUUUGGUAUUUGCCAUCCACACCUUCCUCAACAGCCUCCCUCAGAAUUUUGCGCAGAAUGUCACCGUUGACAAAGUCAAGCAAACUGUAGACAAUACCAACGGAAACCUUCUCCAUCUGUGCAGCCAGUUCAUCCAGGCUGGAACAAUCACCAUUGAGAAUCUGAACGGCGUCGUGGGUCUCUGCAAGGCCAUUCAGGCUUGCCUCGUCGCACAACCCAACUCCGAGUCCAAGACUGAGCCCAAUGGCAAGGCCGCUGCCUCGUCUAUCUCUUCCUCGAAGGACAAUACCUUUACGAAUCGUCAAGAUGGUUGGCCUGCCCAACAGAAGCGCAAGAGCGGUCCUGGCAUGCGUACAUGCACGCUCAAAGGCGUCGGCUCCGUCAAGGACCUUCACGAGCUUCAAGGUCUGGUGUGGGGCGGUCGGCUCGAGUCCAUCUCCAAGGACAACGAAGACUCUUCCUUUGCUCUUGUCAAGUUCCUCACGCCACAAGGUUGUCAAAAGUAUUUUGAGGCCACUGGAAAUGGAAUCGUGCACAAUGGAACUGUGGUUCAGAUUGAGCAGAUGCCAGUCAAGAACUCGACCAACGAUGUCGUCAACAAUUGCAUCACGGGCGAUGUGACGCGCUGUGUGCGGGCUUACCACGCGGAUCAAGACUGGGGACAGGCUGCGCUGAUGAGCCUGGCUCGCAAGACGGGCGAUAAGAAGAAGCGCGAGGUGGAAAUUAUCAAGUCGGGCAAGGACGCCAAGGGUCAAUUCUACAUCGAGUUCCGAUUCGGCAACAUCUACGACGCCAUGAGCUUCAAGCGUGUGCUCAUGAGCGACGAGGACUGGGAGACGUGCAACAUCCAGUAUGGGCAGGAUCCUUGCGACGCGGCCACGGGACCGCAUUUCAAGGAAGCCUUGGAGGGCAAUGGUAAGGUCAUUGUCAAAGGCUCGUUCGAAUCUGACGGUGUUGCAGCGCCGCAAUCCUCGGGCUCAUCCUCGGCGAUUUUGUGUAUGGUGGCUUAGGCCUAGCGACUGGUGGGACUGGGGUAGGAUGUCAGGGCUUCCAAACGUCUGCGGAUGUUUGCGGAUGUCAAAAAGGAUGAUGGGGAGACCUUGGAUCAAAGGAUCGAAUAAUUGCUUCGAUGCGGAUGGGGUGGUACGGGUGGUACGACUGAUAGGUCACGGUUGGUAGUCCCAAGGCUUGGAUGCUCGAGCCCGAGCAGGGAUAUGUUAGCUACCUCUCCAUCCACCCACCCAUCAAUGAAGAAUCACAUACAUUUGCAAAGCUAACGUUCCCAUUUCACACAUUCGGCGACCAGUGUUUUUGGAUCCUUUAUUGGGCUUAAUUCCAACGGUUUAGGCUGUCAUGCCCUCGAAUUCCGUCUGGCGCAUAUGUGGAUCGGGCGGGUGGAACCAGGCACAUGUAAAGUUU